CGUGGCCGUGGGUAUCCCGUGACUGGGGAACACAACGGGAGAUCUCAAAAGGUGACAUUUGUCAUAUUCAGGUCUAAAAUCAUGAAUGCAAGAGUUCUAUCAGCGUUUUUGGGCAUCUUUAUAUUUACUUACCUUUCUAAAGGCCAUGGAAUAAACCAAAAUAUGCUAAAGCAGUACUCUCACAUUAAAAGUGAGGCUACCCCCGAAGACCAAACGCAGGCUGUCAAAGACUUGAUAUCUCGUUUAUUGCCGGACUACACCGAAAAGUUUACAAUCAUAGUCCGACCAGAGAUGGGAGAGCCGCAUAUGGAUCAUUUUCAGUACAAGACGAAUGAUUCUAAGCUUGUUAUUACUGGGACUAGCGGAGUAGCGUGUGCAAUGGCUUUGCAGCAUUUUCUAAAAGCGUUUUGUUUCGCUCACAUCUCUUGGAGUGGGGACCAGUUGAAAAUUCCAACUCCGUUUCCUACAGUCUUAGACGAAGUGUCGGUUGGUAUCCCGUACAGGUUUCGCUAUUACCAAAAUGUGUGCACACCUAGUUACUCAUUUGUCUGGUGGAAUUGGACACGCUGGCAACGUGAGAUUGACUGGAUGGCCCUGAAUGGUAUCAACCUACCACUAGCAUUUACUGGACAGGAAGCCAUCUGGCAGAGGGUCUAUCUCAACUUGGGGCUGACCCAACAGGAACUGGACCAGCAUUUUAGUGGGCCUGCUUUUCUAGCCUGGGAGAGGAUGGGAAACAUGCAUGGGUGGGGCGGCCCCCUCCCUAGUACAUGGUACGGCAUGAAGCUCAACCUGCAGCACAAGAUCCUAGCAGCUAUGAGAAACUUUGGCAUGACCCCUGUUCUACCCGGCUUUGCUGGCCAUGUCCCUGCGGGUCUUCUAAGGUUAUACCCUAAGGCUAAUGUCAGUAAGCUGGGCGAUUGGGGUAAUUUUAACAGUACAUACUGCUGCACUUAUCUUCUCGAGCCAAGUGAUCCUCUAUUUCAGAAAAUUGGGACAGCUUUCAUUAAAGAGCAAACAGCAGAGUAUGGUACAAAUCAUAUCUACAAUGCUGACACGUUCAACGAGAUGAGACCGCGUUCAAGUGACCCCACCUACCUAGGUGCUGCCAGCAGUGCCGUAUACAGGGGCAUGGCAGGGGGUGACCCAGAUGCAGUCUGGUUAAUGCAAGGCUGGCUUUUUGUGGAUGAAGGCUUUUGGAAACCUGAUCAAAUCAAAGCCCUGUUGCAUGGUGUCCCCCAAGGGUUCAUGAUUGUGCUGGAUUUGUGGGCCGAGAAUAGUCCCAUAUGGUCGCGCACUCAGUCGUUCUACGGAACCCCUUUUAUCUGGUGCAUGCUGCUUAAUUUUGGCGGGAACAUUGGGCUCUUUGGGAACAUCAAAAGCGUCUCAACAGGACCACCUAAGGCCUUCCAAAGCUUCAACAGUACUAUGAUCGGCACCGGGCUGACGAUGGAAGGUAUUGAGCAGAACGACAUGAUGUUCGAGCUGAUGAAUGAAAUGGGGUACAGACUAGAACCCCUCAACCCUGUCGACCUGGACAACUGGAUCAAAGACUACGCCCUUCGUCGAUACGGGGGUACUAACCCAGCCAUCAUCCAGGCUUGGAGGUUACUGAUAAGAUCGGUGUACCAAUGCAAUGGGUACUGUGCUGAUCAUAUCCACUCGAUCUUUGUGUGGAAGCCUUCGCUAGAUAACAAGCCCAACUUGUGGUAUGAUCCUGAAGAUGUGUUCAAUGCGUGGGACGAGCUGAGGUCUACUGCUGCCGAGUUCAUGCAUGUGGAGACUUUUAGGUAUGACCUCGUGGACGUCACCAGGCAAGCCCUCCACCUCCGUGUCAUCCCCAUCUACAAUGACCUCAUUUCCGCUUACAAGAACAGGUCCGCGUUAAACGUUAUCCACUUCGGGUCCAGGCUCCUGGAGAUGUUUGAUGAUCUUGACAGCCUUCUUCAGACAAACCGGAAUUUCCUGUUGGGUCGCUGGCUCAACUCGGCCAAGGCACUGGGCACUACUCCAGCGGAGGUUGCCCUUUACGAGUUCAAUGCUCGGAACCAGAUCACUCUGUGGGGUCCUCGGGGCGAGAUCGAGGACUAUGCAAACAAGAUGUGGAGUGGACUGGUGAAGGCUUACUAUAAACCGCGUUGGGAGCUGUUCAUAGACGAGAUGGUAUCAGCUAUCGCUCAGGGAGAAGAACUUGACUAUGAGGCAUUUAAAAAGAAGUUGCUAGAACAAGAAACCGCAUGGACUCAUGGGAAGGAGGAGUAUCCCGACCAGCCUAGCGGCGACAGCUUGGCGGCGGCGGAAUUCUUGCAUAACAAGUGGCGAGGUGUAGCCUGAGAAGCGAAAUAAUAGGAGAUAAUGGCCGUUUUCCAGUGGGGGUCCUGUGGAAUUUGAGCGCGAAAACGAGACCUUGAUAGGUCAAACUCGUGCAACUUUGUUUUACAAAAAUCCUUCAUUUCAAAUCUUUUAAAGAAUGUCGUUCAGACACUCCUUUGUUAUUGUUUACAAUUGAAAAUGCAGCAAUUGCAAGAAAACAUACUAAUAACCAUCCACGAUUGAAGUGUGAUACUUGAUUAAUGAUAUCUUAUUAAAAGUUUCUCAGCUACUUUCUUGACAUGGCCGAUGGAAAUGGAUUCUUUGAAUCACUCGGUAUUGUGCUAGAGCGUAAAAAAUUAUUACCAUUAUCAUUAUUAUUACUUUGCAUUCCUACAGAACUGCAUGUUUGUCUAUAUUGUGCACUUUUUUAAUAUUCAUUUAUUUUACAAUGUUAUGAUAUUUUUAUAUUGCAAAUUUCAAACGAGAAACAAGAGAAAGCCAAUGUGUAGUCCCAGAAAAUAUCCACACCCCCCCCCCCUCCCCCCAUGGAGGGGAUUGGAAACUCCAGGGGUGAGGGGGUCAAACGCCCAAGAAUUUCCCGAGGGGAGUAGGGUAAAAUGUCCUUUUUUCUUUUGGGGUUGGAAAUUCCAAAGGGGUGGGGAGUCAUACCUCCGACCCCCUUCAAGGGGUGUGUGUGUGUGUGUGGGGGGGGGGGGGGGGGGGGUAUGGAUAUUUUCUGGAACUACACAAUAUGGUUUAUAUUUUUAAAUACAGCUUUAAUUUUUUUUUGUAUUAUCCAGAUACGCAUUUCCACAUACUAUACACCCUAAGUGGUAAGGCUUAUCCGCUUGUAUCUCAUUCUAAAGGAUAAAAAUGUGGUCCAAUUUUUAUAGUUUUGUGUUCUAACCCUUCGAUUGUCUGCCUUAAGCUGCAUUAUCACCAGUUUAUUCCUGGAGGGCCGACGGAAACCUCAACCAUUAAAUGACAAUCCGCUCAAAAUUAUCAAACUCAUCCCCAAAGAAACUUCCGAUAGACUCACUGCUUUCCCAUUUUGAAAUAUUUUUCGCGUUUUCCGUUAUGUUAAAAACCAUCACUACCGGAAGUAAACUGGUGACAAUGCUGCUUUAAGGAUAAGCAUCAUUUUACUUAAAGGGGUAGUUCUGUUGAACACGCAAUCCUCCCAGGAUCCACCGUCGAGAACAAAAUCAUUACAAUACCGAUUUUUGAGAUGAUGGGAUAAUGUCAGCUGCCGUAUCGCGUUCAAUAAUUAACGCAAAUAGUAUAAAAUAAUACCUCCUUCCCCUUCCGGCGACAGGCCAAAAAGUUAUAGAUUUCUAAAUAAUAAACAGUAAUAUAACAGC
Nematostella vectensis (starlet sea anemone) is the source of this 3674-nucleotide messenger RNA. RefSeq names its product alpha-N-acetylglucosaminidase. The coding region runs from base 82 to 2334 and encodes 750 amino acids. The record is from RefSeq and is a predicted model, not a curated record. NCBI's taxonomy places the organism in Eukaryota, Metazoa, Cnidaria, Anthozoa, Actiniaria, Edwardsiidae. The transcript has 8 exons.